UUAUAACUUGUGUUUUUCAGAUAAACUAAUUUUUGCUAAGGUGUUUGUUUUGUGUCCCACUGUCCCUUAACCAGAACCAUGGUGAAGGAGGAAAAUGCCCCAUCGAGCAUCGAGGUUGUUAUUGUUGUGGAGGCAACUUCAAACAUGGUCAGUCACUGGGAUUUACUUAAAAAACAAUAUAUCUUGCCAGCUGUCAAUCAUUUUCACCAACAAACCAACACCAGUGAUGAACUUUUUACAAGCGCCAAUGGCAACCGAUACGGACUGGUAUUGUUUCAUGCCGCUGAUGUAGUACCUCAAUCCUUAAGCCAAUGUUUUCCUCCAACAAGGAAUGUCCACACAUUCAUUAAGACAUUGGAUGCCAUAAAAUUUGGUGGUGGAGGUGGUGAGCAGUACAGUCAUAUUAAUGAAGGACUGGCAACUUCUCUUCAACUUUUUAAUGAGUUCUCAGGCACCCAAAGUGACCCCCAAGUAACUAAACUAUGUUUCAUUGUGUCAAAUACUCCGCCAUACCAACUGCCAUGCGUUGAAAGUUUUGAGUAUGCUGGUUUGACUCUGAAUCAAAUUACAGACAAACUGAGUGAGAAUGGGGUGAGCAUUUCCGUAAUAUCACCAAGAAAUAUUGUUGAGCUGCAACAGGUAUUUUUACGCGGCAACAGCAAUCAACCUUCACUGAUGAAUUACGCUCAAGACAGAAGACAUCUCGUGCUCAUUUCUGGUUUCCGACUUCCCACAGAAAGAGAGCGAGUUCCUGUAACAGAAAUUGUUCCUGAAAACAUAGUCAGUGUAAAAAAAGAAGACACAAUGAUGGAAGUAUCAAGUCCUGUGGUGGACGGGUCAAGUGAUCUUCAAAUAAAUCAACCAGAAGCUCCUGUUAUACCUAAUACAAGUCUGCCCACCGAAUCAUCCCAGUUUAACACAUCUUCCAUGCAACCUAUUACAGUGUCAGACACUAUGACGAAAACCUCGGCUGUUGCAACACAAAACAUACAACCCCAGCAAAUAUCUCAAACACCAAGUAGCAUGAUGCAACCAAUGCUGACUACGGCAUCAACAUCUUCGGUAACAAAUCCAAUAAGAAAUAUUGCUUCAGGCGAUUCUUUGUCACAGAUUAGUUCACAACCAAGCUUCCAAAGUGUUGUCCCUCAACCCAGUAUUAACACAUUUCCCAGCACAUCUGGUAACACCGAUCCCAACCCCAGCUCCACUGCUGAUUCUCCUUACGCUGCAGCGAAGAAAGAAGCCCAGCGUGUUGUGCAAAUAGCCCAAAAAGGUUCAGCACCAAAGAUUAUAUGGAAUGGGGCACUUGAAUGGAAACAAACCAGGCGACAACCAGGUACUGCUCAAGGGCAAGCUGUCCCUCGUAUAGUUCAUACUGUUCGCUGUCAAAUAAUUCAGCAGCAAAGUAAUCCAACCCCAGAAAUUGAUACAAAUGGCUGGCCCCAAAAGUUGAUGGUGCAAUUUAUUCCACAGAGCUUUUUGUCGCAUCAAGCUGUACAUAUGCAGUUACAGCCACGUUUGUAUCGUACAGUAAACUUCAACUUGUCUCCUCCCAAUGUUGCACAACAGCUAAUGAUGCAACUGCAGAAAAAUGUUGUUGGAUUCAUUACUAUCACUAACACACAAAAGCCGUCAGAAAUGAAAGACGUUAUUCUAAUGUUUUUCAAAAACAAAGACAAUAAAAAGCAGUUUAUUGGACUCAUUCCACCUGAUCCAAACGCACUGAUGACUGCUAUUAAAGCCAGUAUUAGCGCUGUAAGGGAAAGAUCACAAAAUCAAACAGCAGCUUCAGAAACAGGCACAGUACACAGCAUGAACACCAUGACACCUGCCACGAGUUCCAAUCUAGAAAUACAAGGGCAACCUAAUGCCCUACCUGGAACAACCAAUCAACAACUUUCUAUGCAACAAAACUUUAACAGAGUGCAACCUCAGCAACAAAAGCCAAAUACUGGAAGCAUCCAGUUUCAACAACCUCGGCCCCAAUAUCAUGUACAGCAGAAUAUAUCACAAGGAAUGCAAAUGUCAAUGGCUAACCCAGUGUCUCGCUUAAAUCAACCUAUCCAGCAAGGACAUAGGAUGUCCGGCAUGACUAUUUCUCCAACACAACAAAACCAGCAGCAGCGUAUAACAGUGAGACAAAAAGGAAUACUUAUGAGAAAUCAUAUGCAGGAUCCAAGCAUGUUAGCUGGUGGUACAAGGAACACUGUAAAUGCAACAUUGCCCAACCAAAUUAGUGGCAACUUGCCUCCUGGAAAUGCUGGCACAUCUAUGAUGACGAACCAAAGAGUUAUGCCACCUGGAGGUGGUGGUUUGAACAUUCCAAACAAACCGAAUGUGGUUCGUAUGCAAAUGCACAACAUGCGUAAUAUUAACAUGGGAGGUGGUGGCAUGCAUGAACAAACACAGCUCAGACAUUUGUUAAGAAAUGACAACACUCAGCAAGCUGGUGGGCUUAAUAUAAGAACAGGAGAUAACACGGCCAUGCAGCAACCUGCACAAAGUAAUUUACCAGUUCAGCAACAACAGACAUACAUGCAAAGACCAAACCUAAUGCCUGGCAUGCAAAAUAAUCAAAACAAUCAAAGAAGGUAUUGAGUGUUUGUUCCAAGAUCGUAAUAAUGCUAUUUUCUAUUAUUUACACUUUGUUUUUUAAUUAAUGAUAAAAGAUUAUGUGUUUAUAAAGUUUUACUGAUAUAUAUCAAGAUAAAACUUGAACAGAUGUUACAGAGAACUUUUUGUUUUGUUGCAAUCAUGCUUUAUUUUUUCUUUUUGUCUCUUCGAAUCAACGAUGGUCAACAAAUGAAAUAUGUUUAAUUAUGUUUAAAACUUGUAAUAAAAUUACCCAUCUUA
Ciona intestinalis (vase tunicate) is the source of this 2853-nucleotide messenger RNA. Its product is annotated as mediator of RNA polymerase II transcription subunit 25-like. The record is from RefSeq and is a predicted model, not a curated record. Gene Ontology annotation, biological process: positive regulation of transcription by RNA polymerase II. Lineage: Eukaryota; Metazoa; Chordata; Ascidiacea; Phlebobranchia; Cionidae. Gene Ontology annotation, cellular component: mediator complex; transcription regulator complex.